Molecule: messenger RNA, 1332 nt
Organism: Macadamia integrifolia
Lineage: Eukaryota; Viridiplantae; Streptophyta; Magnoliopsida; Proteales; Proteaceae
Exons: 4
Coding region: 1-1332 (443 amino acids)
Source: RefSeq, a predicted model, not a curated record
AUGACUCAAAGGAAUGGUCGAGUAUUGGGAACACCUGAACAGAAUUCCCCUGCAGAGAAUUCUGAGAAAGAAGUGAGUCCAUACCCCAAUCCUGAAGCUCCACAAGCUUCCAAGGACGAUGAAAUUGAACAAGUUGGGGGAGGUAGUAAUCCUGAUGUUUAUAUGCCAAAAGCCCCUUUCCCCUCUUUAGAAUCCCCUUCUUUUUUUACAUUUGGCAAGAAGGGUUCAAGAAUAGAAGAGAUGAUGGAAUUAUUCAAACAAGUCCAGAUCAACCUUCCUCUUCUCGUUGCCAUAAAGCAAGUUCCAGCUUAUGCUAAGUUCUUGAAAGACUUAUAUACUCAAAAGAGUAAGCUGAAGAACCACAUUCCAAAAAUUGUCCAUCUUACUGAGCAAGUGAGUGCAGUCCUGUCCAAUAAACUUCUCCCUAAGCUUAAGGAUCCAAGGGAACCUCUCAUAUCUUGCACCAUUGGGAACCUUCCCAUUAAGCGUGCACUCCUUAAUCUAAGGGCGAGUGUGAAUAUUUUUUCUAGCUCAGUUUAUGACCAAUUUAGAUUUGGAGAAUUAAAGCUUACGGAGGUUAUUCUCCAACUUGCUAACCAUUCAAUCAAAGUCCCUAGAGGCUUUAUUGAGGGUGUAUUAUUUAAGGUUGAUGAGCUCUAUUUUCCUAUGGAUUUUCUUGAUCUUGAUAUGGAAGCAUCUACUAAUAGGAAACCGCAGUCAAUAACCUCAGAACGUCCAUUCUUGGCCACUGCCAAUGCAUGCAUUAAUUGCAGAUCAGGGCCUCAACAUGAGGACGAGUGUUUCUUUGUUGAUAUGAUAGAUGAGGUGGUAGUAGAAUAUACUCCAGUGAUAUUAGCAGAUGACCCAAUGCAACAGUGUUUAACAUUCUUUGGAGGUGAUGAUUUUGAUGUUGAUUCUUACACUGCUGAGAAACCAGCAUUGAGUUUUAUUGAGUCUCCACCAAUGUUAGAGCUUAAAAUAUUAUCAAAUUCAUUGAAAUAUGCUUUCUUGAGAUCGAAUGAGACAUUACUUGUCAUCAUUUCUUCCAAUUUGACAUCUAAUCAAGAAAGCAAACUGUUGGAUGUUCUCAAAGAACAUAAGGCUACCAUUCGACGGUAUGUGGCUAAUUUGAAAGGUAUUAGCCCAUCAAUUUGCAUACAUCAUACCUACUGUGAUGAUGGAGCUACGCCUUUCCAGAAUGCACAAAGGAGAUUGAAUCCUAACUUGUGCAAAAUUAUUAAGAAGGAGGUGGUGAAAUGGUUAGAUGCAGGCAUUGUUUACUCCAUCUCUGACAACAAGUGGGUUCAUGCAAGUGAGAUCCCUUACCUCUGA